Nothobranchius furzeri (turquoise killifish) is the source of this 783-nucleotide messenger RNA. RefSeq names its product spore coat protein SP65. Lineage: Eukaryota; Metazoa; Chordata; Actinopteri; Cyprinodontiformes; Nothobranchiidae. The record is from RefSeq and is a predicted model, not a curated record.
CCACCAUUCAGAGCUACAAAACAACAAUCCACCUGUAGGGAAGUCUGAAGCUGUGAAGGCCAAACGGUGAAAUCAUGCUGAAGGUUGCAUUUAUUCUUGGAUGCCUCCUGAGCCUCACUGUGGUUCAAUCUGCGGAGCCUCAGCGAUUAGGCCGCUCUGACUCCAACUCUGGUUCCAACUCCCAUGAGGCUCGUUUGGGAAAUGCAGCAGCAGCGAGGCAGAAGUUCCUUCUGCAACUCAUCCAGCUCAUUCAAAGGUUAAAAUUAACUACAACUACAGCAACAACUACAACCCCAGCUGCCACAACUACAACCCCAGCUGCCACAACUACAACCCCAGCUGCCACAACUACAACCCCAGCUGCCACAACUACAACCCCAGCUGCCACAACUACAACCCCAGCUGCCACAACUACAACAGCUGCCACAACUACAACAGCUGCCACAACUACAACAGCUGCAACAACUACAACAACUACAACAGCUGCGACGACUACCACUGCAGCUGCAACUACAACCUCAACUGCAACCAUUGUCACCACCCCUGGAGCUGGGGGAAAGUAAACAAAUGGAUAAUUGCAUACAAAACCAAAUAAUAAUAAAUAUAUAUUGAAACCUACCUAAAAUCUAAAAUGUAUUCACCAAACGAGAGCAAAAUCAGUUCUGAAUAAAUGUUCAACGACAAAACUUGUGUUUGUUUUUCUGCAGGCGCACUGCCCAUAAAAUGCUUUUGCAUCGAGUUUCAGGUAUGACGUUUUUCAAGGCAAGGCAAGACAGCUUUAUU